AGGCUUCCCCGGAAGCGCCCUGAACCUUCGGCCGGGAAGGAAGUGACGCACCGGCGUGCUGACGCGCGGGGUUCGUGCCGAGGCCCCGAUUCCGCGCCCGCCAUGGCCGACAAGAUGGACAUGUCCCUGGACGACAUCAUUAAACUCAACCGGAGCCAGCGGGGCGGACGCGGCGGGGGCCGGGGCCGAGGCCGGGCCGGGGUUCAGGGCGGCCGCGGCGGCGGGGGCGCGCAGGCGGCAGCCCGCGUGAGCCGAGGCGGGGGCCCCAUCCGGAAUAGGCCGGCCAUGGCCCGCGGAGGCGCUGGGGGCGGCGGCAGGAACCGACCCGCGCCCUACAGCCGACCAAAACAGCUUCCAGAUAAGUGGCAGCACGACCUGUUCGACAGUGGCUUUGGAGGCGGGGCCGGAGUUGAGACUGGUGGCAAAUUGCUGGUCUCCAAUCUGGAUUUUGGGGUCUCAGAUGCGGAUAUUCAGGAACUAUUUGCUGAAUUUGGAACUCUGAAAAAGGCAGCUGUACAUUAUGAUCGGUCUGGCCGAAGCUUAGGAACAGCAGAUGUUCACUUUGAGCGAAAAGCAGAUGCUCUGAAGGCCAUGAAACAAUAUAAUGGUGUCCCUUUGGAUGGUCGCCCUAUGAACAUUCAGCUUGUUACAUCACAGAUUGAUACACAACGAAGACCUGCACAGAGUGUAAAUAGAGGUGGAAUGACUAGAAACCGUGGCUCUGGAGGUUUCGGUGGUGGAGGUGGCACCCGGAGAGGCAGUCGUGGAGGCAAUCGAGGACGAGGCAGAGGGACUGGAAGAAAUUCGAAACAACAGCUUUCCGCAGAAGAACUAGAUGCACAAUUGGAUGCUUAUAAUGCCAGGAUGGAUACCAGUUAAACUAGCCAACAUAUUCCCUGCAUGGAACAGGACCCAGGAUUCUCAUUCUUUACCCUUUUUGCUGGAGGGCGGAGUAGAGGACUGUGGCUCUGCUAUCAAUGAUGGAUUUGUUUCUUUUAUGUUUCGAAAUAGGAUUUAAAACUCAUGUAAAGGUUUUUUUUUUUUUUUUAAAUUCUGAAACAGACCUGUUUUGUACCAAGUUAUUUUUGGGAUAAAUUUUACUGGUUGCUGUUGUGGAGAAGGUGGCGUUUUCACCUUUGCCAUAAUAAAAUAGAAAUGUGUGUAGAAGUGGAACUGUUUGCUUCAUCCCACUGCUAGUGGGCUGUGUACGUGGCGCAGAACUUUCAUGUCCGAGUUGGUAUGUUGCUGAGUAGACUAGAUGAAUAGCCCCCAUUGGGAUUGCUAUUUGGUCUUAACCAUGCCAUUUAAAAAUGGAAUCUUAUUUUGAGAACCCAAUUUCUGGCCUACAUGUGCACAAUGGGUUCUUAUGUGUUUAGAGGUGAAGUUCAAGAGGGUGGAUUGGUUAUGAAAAAAUGAUUGUACAUUUAUUCGACAAAAGAUAGUAUUGAAUAUACUUUUAUGUAGGGGAUAAAAGAGGUUUCCCAUCAACAUUUGGAACUGUGAAAAGUAUUUUGACAUUUGAUUGCUUUUUCUUCGUGCUCUGAAUCAAAUCUUAGAAUUUACUUUUUAAAAAAAAAUAUCUUGCAACAA
Messenger RNA from Antechinus flavipes (yellow-footed antechinus), 1590 nucleotides. It is a transcript of the gene ALYREF, whose product is annotated as Aly/REF export factor. Gene Ontology annotation, cellular component: nucleus. Gene Ontology annotation, molecular function: mRNA binding. NCBI's taxonomy places the organism in Eukaryota, Metazoa, Chordata, Mammalia, Dasyuromorphia, Dasyuridae. The record is from RefSeq and is a predicted model, not a curated record. Gene Ontology annotation, biological process: mRNA export from nucleus. The coding region runs from base 103 to 879 and encodes 258 amino acids. The transcript is spliced from 6 exons.